AUGGAAGUACUAAAGCAAAGAUUGUUCUUGAACAAUGACUGGUAUACAGCUUUUCACGUGUCGGAUGGCAUUGGAAGUGUCAGUCAUAAUGCCAUGCAUGAUAGUUUUGCUGAAACAGAAGGACAAACACAAAUCUUUAUAUGUGACAUUAACCCAAAAAUGUUGAAUAUUGGCAAGAAGAGUGCUACCUUAGACGUACGAUAUACAGAAAACAACUAUCUGCAUUGGGUGGAAGGAAAUGCAAAAGCAUUGAGUUUUGAGGAUGGGUCAAUGGAUGGUUACACGAUCGAGUUUGGUAUUAGAAAUGUAACACACAUUGAGAAAGCUCUUGCAAAAGCCUAUAGGUUUUUCUUUUCUUCCCAUGCACUUGAUCAAACUUCAUUCGACUUUGCUCUUCAGUCUAACUUAAAGGAGUGA
Molecule: messenger RNA, 417 nt
Organism: Zingiber officinale
Lineage: Eukaryota; Viridiplantae; Streptophyta; Magnoliopsida; Zingiberales; Zingiberaceae
Product: 2-methoxy-6-polyprenyl-1,4-benzoquinol methylase, mitochondrial-like
Exons: 4
Coding region: 1-417 (138 amino acids)
Biological process (GO): ubiquinone biosynthetic process
Cellular component (GO): mitochondrion
Molecular function (GO): methyltransferase activity
Source: RefSeq, a predicted model, not a curated record